This is a messenger RNA of Xyrauchen texanus (razorback sucker), 1402 nucleotides long. RefSeq names its product src-like-adapter. The coding region runs from base 220 to 1035 and encodes 271 amino acids. Gene Ontology annotation, molecular function: protein binding. The transcript has 8 exons. NCBI's taxonomy places the organism in Eukaryota, Metazoa, Chordata, Actinopteri, Cypriniformes, Catostomidae. The record is from RefSeq and is a predicted model, not a curated record.
CCGUGCAGGCCACUCUGAACACAACUGCUGUAACUGCUGACAUUGAGUCUUAAUCCUGGCCAGAAUUUCUUUACCCUGAGCCACCUGCUUCAACUUUAUUGAAAGCAGCCAACCCCAACUGGAGCCCUUUGGGAUGAAAAAUGGAUAUGUAAGUGCUUAAAGUGACAAAGGAAUUUGAAAUUCCAGCAUCUAUAGAGCUGUGGGCUCUAAACUGCCAUCAUGGGGAAUGCAAUGAAAAGUCAGGAACAGAAAAACAAAGUGCCUAACAGCUUGGAAACUUUGUCUAAAGACUGUGACAGCCUUGUGGUGCUCUCUGACUAUCCAUGCCGUGACAUUAGUGAACCAAUCUUUAAGAUGGGGGACAGACUUAAGGGUCUCUCUGAAGAUGGUUGCUGGUGGAAAGUCCGUUCUCUACAAACAGGAACUGAGAACUAUAUUCCCAUUAAUCAUGUUGCAAAGGUCUAUCAUGGAUGGCUGUUUGAGGGGGUUGUGAGGCAGAAGGCAGAAGAGCUUUUGUCAUUGCCUGGUAAUGGCAUUGGAUCUUUUCUUAUUAGAGAGAGUCCAAGGGAAAGAAAUGUGUAUUCUCUCUCUGUGAGACACAGGACCAUCAAGCACUAUAAGAUAUUUCGUCUGAAUAAUAGCUGGUACUACAUCUCACCACGGCUUACCUUCCAGUGUCUGGAGGAUAUGGUCAAUCACUACUGUGACUCUUCAGAUGGUAUAUGUUGUGUUCUCAGCGCUCCAUGUCUGGCUCUAUCCAAACCUGCCCCGAGCUCAACCCAGGAAGUGCCCCCUGUGUUGAUGCGCCAUAACUUGGAUUGGAAGAAAGUUAAUAGGUCACAGUUGAUGAGUCCAGGUGGGCUGGGUCAUGUGGACAACAAAGAUAACAUGAUGAGCUAUGGAGUGAGGAGCAGCAUAGCCACCUAUCUGUCUUUGACAUCAAUACCUGAGCAGUCCAAAGACCGCAAGAAGAAAAGCAAGUCUGUCUAUGUGAUGCCUGACCACAGUAGUAUGGAUAUAGAUGAGAACUGUUAGCACAUGAUCAAAGAUACAGAUGUGUUAACACGUUUUGUUAUGGACAGAUAGCAUUUUUGCACUGUAUGACAAUAUCAGUAUUUUUUGACUUCACUAUCAUACACAUUUCUUUCUUAAAAAUACUGAAUCUGAAAACGAUAUAAUUGGGAGAUGCAGCAUCCGUAUGUUAGAUAAAAAGUUAGUGUGGUACAUGACCUGCUAGCAGUAUUAUUGACAUUUGUGGACGUGUGUGAAUGCGUGAUAAUUUAGUAUACAUUUGUCUUUAUCAAAAAGCCGUCACUGCGUUCUUUUUCAAACUUGUCAGUGGCACUUUUUAUGAAAGUGGAAAACUGAUAUUUCUUUAUUUAUCUUUCAAUAAAUCUUUCCU